AUGGAACAUGUGGAAGUAACUGGUCAACCCGACGCCGACACGCAUGCGCCGCGGCAGAGCGGCGAGAGCGAGAGCGAGAGCGAGAGCGCAGACGCAGGGGGCGACUCCCGGAACGCCGCCCCCGCGUGCCGACCGCCGCCUCCGACCGCAGCGCCUUCUGCUGGGGACGCGGGCAGUGCGGGGGCGGACAAGCAGCAGGUGGGAGGCGGGUCGGAAGCGCCCUCCGCCGCUCCCGCCACCGUGCCUCCUGGCGAUCCCGCCAAGAAUGAGAACGACCGCUCCUCCAGCCGGACAUCACAGAGGCCGGGCGCCACCCCCGUCGUAUACGUUCGCGUGCCAGUAGGAGAACAAUACCCACCUCCAGGAUAUUCUCGAGAUGCGGCACCCUACGGAGGAGGGUGGGGCAGCCGUAGGGGCGGCGACGGCGGCGGGGGCGGCGGGGGCCGCUGGCCCACCCUUCGGGACGACGCGGAGUGGGACGACGCGGGCUGGUUCUCUGCGGCGGCGGUGCGGCGCGCCUUCAUCCGCAAGGUGUACUCCGUGCUGUCGCUCCAGCUGGCCCUCACCGUGGCCAUCAUCGCCCUCUUCGUGUUCGAGUGA
Schistocerca gregaria is the source of this 600-nucleotide messenger RNA. Its product is annotated as translation initiation factor IF-2-like. Lineage: Eukaryota; Metazoa; Arthropoda; Insecta; Orthoptera; Acrididae. The record is from RefSeq and is a predicted model, not a curated record. The coding region runs from base 1 to 600 and encodes 199 amino acids. The transcript is spliced from 3 exons.